This is a messenger RNA of Miniopterus natalensis, 1343 nucleotides long. It is a transcript of the gene CD4, whose product is annotated as CD4 molecule. Gene Ontology annotation, molecular function: coreceptor activity. The record is from RefSeq and is a predicted model, not a curated record. Gene Ontology annotation, cellular component: membrane. Gene Ontology annotation, biological process: cell adhesion; immune response. NCBI's taxonomy places the organism in Eukaryota, Metazoa, Chordata, Mammalia, Chiroptera, Miniopteridae.
UCUCCAGGAUACCCCAACCUCCUCUCUAUGACUUCUACUCCCAGGUCCCUCCACACUGAAAAGUCGCGUCGAAUCAAAAAAACUCCUGUGGGACCAAGGAUCCUUUCCUCUGGUCAUCAAGAAUCUUGAGAUGUCAGACUCAGGGAUUUAUACCUGUGAAGUGGAGAACAAGGAAAUACAAGUGGAAUUGCUGGUGUUCAGAUUGAAGGUCAAUUCCGGCACCCACAGCAGCAUCCGCCUGAUGCGAGGGAAGAGCCUGACCCUGACUUUGGAGAGCCCCUCUGGUAGUAACCCUUCAGUAAAAUGUAAAGGUCCAGGGAAUAAAGAGUGGAAUGUGGACAAGAGCCGCUCACUGCCCCAGCUGGAGUUGCAGGACAGUGGUACAUGGACAUGCACGGUCUCCCAGAACGCAAAGAAACUGGAGUUCAAGAUAAACAUCUUGGUGCUGGCUUUCAGGAAGAUCUCUAACACAUUCUAUACAAAAGUAGGGGAGCCCGUAGAGUUCUCCUUCCCACUUACUUUUGAAGAUGAAAACCUGAGCGGGGAGCUGAAGUGGCAGAAGGAGGGGGCUUCCUCCCUUCAGUCCUGGAUCACCUUCUCCUUGGAGAACAAGAAGGUGUCUGUGGUGAAUGCUCACCAAGACAGGAAGAUCCAGCUGAAGGAGACACUCCCGCUCCGCUUCAGCCUGCCCCAGGCCUUGCCUCAGGAUGCUGGUUCUGGAAACCUGACCCUGUCUCUCAGCCAGGGGCAGCUGCAUCAGGAAGUGAACCUCGUGGUGAUGAGAAUGACUAAUUCCGAGAACAAAUUGACCUGUGAGGUGCUGGGGCCCAGCUCCCCCAAACUGAUGCUGAGCUUGAAGCUGAACAACCAGACUGCAAAGGUCUCAAAUCAAGAGAAGCUGGUGACGGUGUUGGACCCUGAGGUGGGGGUGUGGCAUUGUCUACUUACUGACAAGCACAAAGUCCUGCUGGAAUCCAAAGUCGAGGUUUUGCAAGCAGGGUUAACCCAGGACUUGCCAACAUUUCUGGCCAUUGUUCUGGGGCCAAUAGGAGGCUUUCUGAUUUUCACCGGACUCUGCAUCUUCUGUUGUGUCAAAUACCGGCACCGAAGGCGCCAGGCAGAGCGGAUGUCUCAGAUCAAGAGACUCCUCAGUGAGAAGAAGACCUGCCAUUGCCCCCACCGAUUCCAGAAGACAUGUAAUCUCAUUUGAGGCGCUGGGCCAGGGGGAGCUUCCCACUUGCAGCCUCCCCAGCUGUCUACCCUGCGUUUCCUGUUGGGCUCCUGGGCCUGUGGACCAGAUGAAUGUAGCAGAUCCCAGCGCCUCUGGCAUCUCCGGCUCUCCU